Messenger RNA from Podarcis lilfordi (Lilford's wall lizard), 9481 nucleotides. NCBI's taxonomy places the organism in Eukaryota, Metazoa, Chordata, Lepidosauria, Squamata, Lacertidae. The record is from the annotation of a GenBank genome assembly.
AUGGACAUAAGCUGUGAAGACCUGGGAAAAGGUCCAGGCAUUGCCCACUUUGAAGAGUUUCCAAGAGGGGCAGCACCACAAAAUGUUAACCAGCAAACCCAGGAGCGGCCGCCACAGCAGAGGGUGAGCCAAUCUGAAGAAUUCCUGAAGGACCUCCAGCCUCCAAAGCCGACUCUGGAGAAUCCAGGAUUGACAGAGCCCAUACUGUCGGAAGAUGAUCCUGAAAGGUUCCUGGUCUCCUUUGAGAAAGUUGCCGGAGCUUGUCAAUGGCCGAGAGAAGAGUGGGCAGCCCGGCUUGUGCCGGCCCUUGGCGGAGAAGCAGCAAGAGCCUUUAGAAAGCUGGCUGCUGGCGACAGAGAGGACUAUGGGAAAGUGAAGGCUGCCAUCUUGCAAGGGGAUGCAAUCAAAAUGGAGGUCCAGCGCCAGUGCUUCAGGCAGUUCCGCUUCCAGGAGGUGGAAGACCCGCAGAGGGCAUAUGGCCAGCUCCGUGAGCUUUGUCGUCAGUGGUUGAAGCCAGAGAAACACACCAAGGAGCAGAUCCUGGAUCUGGUGGUCCUGGAGCAGUUCCUGGCCAUCCUGCCCCAGGAAACCCAGAAGAGGAUGGAGAAAUGUAGCCCAAAAGCCUGCGCCCGGGCAGUGGCCCUGGCAGAAGACCUCCUGAGAAACCAUCAAGAGGCCAAGAUGUGGAGACUGGAGGUGAGAUUUGCAUGAUGUGAAAACUUAAUGACCUGUCUGUUUGAAGCCAGCGCAGAGGGGUGAUGUGGGUUGCCAACUGCUGAGAAAAGAGGCCUGCCUUGCUCUUGUCCCAUUAAUAUAGGCUUGAUCUACAGCAGAGGUUCCCAAACUGGUCCAUGGACCACCAGUCUCCACAAGCUUCGUUCAGGCACAAUAGGAAUGGAGAAACCUCAUGGGAAUGCAAAACGUUUUAAAAAAUAAUAAUAAUUAAACAUUUUUAUUGAAAGUUCAAAAAGUGCAUAAUUAUAUGUGCACUAAACAUGGUGAGACGUAAAUAAAAGAGAGAAAGUGAAAAAGAGAAACAGAACCUGUGUAGAAGGGAAAAUAAAAUGGGCGAGGGGGAAAACUCAAAACUGUAUAUUUUGCAAGGUUAUUGUACCUCACAAAUUCUUAACCUAUUACAGUAGCUGUAAGAAUUAAUUCCAAAGAUCAUUGAAUUUGUCCAUGGCAAGUCUGCGUUUAUAUGCAGAUUGUUCACAUGUUGCGAGUUUGUAUAAGUCUUCAAUCGUAGAAGGGGACCACAUCUUAAGAAUUGGGGCGGGGUUAGGGAGGGGAAAAAAAUCUCAAAAUAGCCCAAUGCUGACUUCUUUUGUGGGGCGGGGGAGGCUGGAAAUUAAACAAAAUAAGUCAAAAGUGUGGAUCAAUGCCGUUUUGGUGGUACUCCCACUGGGGGCUGCAAAGUUGGUGCUGUUUAGUUGGUGCAGAGAAAGCCUAUGAUAGGGUCCCCUAUUUGUGGAAUGCCCUCCCUUCUUGCAAGGUAUGUCUGUGCCCUUCAUUCAGGUGAAAUGUUGAAAACAUUCCUGUUUACCUAGGUAUUUGGUGGGUGAAAACCACUGUUCCUGACACACCUGAGAUCACUGUUUUGAAAUCGUAGUAUCAUAGAAUUGUAGAGUUGUAGAAGGGACCCCAAGGGUCAUCUAGUCCAACCCCCUGUAAUGCAGGAAUCCUGCCCAAAGCUGUCACUGGGUGGGUUUGAACCACCAGCCUUCUGGUUAACAGACCCAUUGUGCCACAAAUGUUUUAACUGUUUUUAGGAUGGUUUUGAAAUAGUUUUCUCUUGAUAUGUUUCCCCCUCUGGAGAAAGGGCAGGAUUUAAAUUGAAGGAAGGAAACAAUAAAGUAAAUAAAUAAAGUUUCAAAAGUGAUAUACAGUGGUACCUUGGGUUACAUACGCCUCAGGUUACAGACUCCGCUAACCCAGAAAUAGUGCUUCAGGUUAAGAACUUUGCUUCAGGAUGAGAACAGAAAUCAGACUCUGGCAGCGCGGCGGCAGCUGGAGGCCCCAUUAGCUAAAGUGAUGCUUCAGGUUAAGAACAGUUUCAGGUUAAGAAUGGACCUCCGGAACAAAUUAAGUACUUAAUCUGAGGUACCACUGUACAGCUCACUUUAAGUGAGUCAGGCCAUUGUCUCCAGCUCUGGCCAGCAGCAGCUGUUUCCCGCUACCUGAUCCUUUUAAAGAACAAAACUAAAAUGGGGACUUAGCUUGGGAUCUUCUGCACUCCCCUCAACAUUAAGCCACUUCCAGAGCGGUGUCCCCAAGGAAACAGGAGUUCAGAAAUUGAGUAUGGCCUCCAUCCCUAAUGUUUCUGUCUCAAUCCACUUUAUGGGAUGCAAUUUUCCUUGCUGUUUCAGGAGCCGUUGCAGAAGAUGACCCAGAGUUUCUUGAGAGCAGAGGAGAUGGCGGCCCACUCCACCGAGAGAGAGAUCUGCAAGGAAGCCAAGCAGCAGGGUGAUGGUGGUGCCACGCUUCUAUGUAAGGGUUAAGUGACUCGCCAUAGGCUGGCCGAGCAAGUGGGGCAGGCAGGUGGCCGAGGCAGGCCUUUCUAUGCCCACCCCUCAUCCCCCCCUUUGACCCCAACAGCUGCCACUGCUGAUAGAAGGAAGUGUGCAGACAGAAAGGGAGGGAGGAUGAAGGGGAGAAACAUGAGCAGCAAUUGGGGGAAUCUUGGGACUGGGCAAACUGGGAGGGGAGGGAGGAGUUUGGGGUGAAAUGUGAAGGGAUGGAGAUUGGUAAUGGGGCAGGGAGUUGGCAGGUGGUCUGGAUUUUUUGAUGUUGCUGAGCAAGCUCUUUUUGUUGUGCAGAAGAAGGCAAAAUAGGUAGUGCUAACACAACUCUGCCGGUCCAAGCAGCCCAUUGGAUUUGGCUGUUGUGCUCCGCUAAGAACAGGGUGUCCACAAGUGGAAUGGCUGUUGUGAUCUGUGGCUACCACAAGUGGAUCUCCUCCUGUGUGUGUCCAAACUCUCUGAUACUUGUAAGCCGCUUUGGUUAUGUUUUGAGAAGGGAUGGAUCAUGGAAAUGACUGAAAUAAAUGACAAUACAAAUGUUGCUUCUGAAAACAUAACCUGUUCUUGUCUCUUACAGCCAGCAGAACACCAUCCCAAAGUGUCUCUGCUCCCUUGCAUUGCCCUGAUGGAUCAGAGCUGGCAGAAGGUGUCUUGGAUGAGGUGGGUUCAUGCGUUAGCUGUCCUGAUGUCUCCCCUCCUCCUGCGGGCUCCUGAAUCUUUCUUUGCAUCAAAAAGUCUGUUUUUUGAAUGGGCAGCUUUUUUCUGUCACCUUGCUGCCAAAUUCAGAAGGUGCCAUCUUUUUCAUUUUAGUUUUUCCUAUUGUUGACUGAUUUGCCCAAAAUGACCAUGGAGGCGUCCAGCCUAAUGAAGCCCAUGGGCUAGGAUUUGCCAAUGCUGCAGUAACCCAUAGGUUGUUCCACUGGCGGAGGCAGAGAGGGGCGGGGGGAGCACGGCUGCCCAUCACGGCUGCCCCCCACCUGCGUUGGGCGCCACGCCCCUGGAACGCACACCAGCCACGCCCCUGCCUGCUCUCCGCCCCCCGGUGCCGGAGCAUGAAGCUCCUCUACUGGGUUGUUCAACAAAUCAUUGGUUGUCCUGCAAACAACCGGACAAGCAACAGUUUGUUUCUCCAAACUGUGUUUUAAAGUACUGGUGCCACUUCACUAAAAACCUUAGUUUCUAUAGGAAGCAGAUGCAUAUGUGAUAGUGAGGGACCUAAGGGGCUAGAUUUAAGGGAUUUAAGUGGCAGGAAGGGAGAUUUUGGUUGGACAUGAGGAGAAACAUUUUGAUGGUAAGAAUUGCUGGAGAUCUUCAAUCCGAAUCUGGAGAACUCUAGCUCUGAAUCUCCUGCACCAAGCAGGAAAUUAUACUGGUUGGCUAAGAAGGUAUUUUCCAGGUCACAUCCAUGCCAUAUAUAAUGAUCUCUGGCAAUCAAGCAGCCUAAUAAGCAGCAAUGAGUCCCCAUCAGUUUUAUGUAAGUUUAUUUACAAGAAGAAACAUAUCCAGAGCCCAGUCUUCCCGCCUGCUCUCAUUAACAGUAGUUGCUCAGUCUGUCUCAUUGUCCCUUCCCCAACAGGAAGAACCCCAAAAUUGAGCUGUUCUUCUCCUUCCCUUCCGUUGUUCUCUGAGCUUCUCCCAUCUUCUAGUACGGGGACUGAACAGCUGGCCUGUCUCUUCCCCACUCCCAGAAGACACAGACUCAGACUUUGGCUUAUCUGAUGGUUGCCUGCCAACGCUCUGGCUGACUUCCAACUCUUCCUCUCCUUGGGAGCUAACAGCUUCUUCCUUGGGAAGGAGUGGGGCUGGGCUGUCCUCUCUAAACUCUGACAAACAGCUCUCAUCUGCAGUUGGCCCAUUGUUCCUUUAGCUCAGUUUCUGUGCUUGGGGUGGGGGACACAUUUCUGACACCAUGCAUUUAAAAGCACCUGCCAAGGAAUCCUUGGAACUGCUGCUUAUUCCUCAUACAGUUACAGUUCCCAGCACCCAGAACAAACAACAGUGCAUCCAGGUUUCUUUGGAGGGAAUGAAUUAGCUUUAAAUGUAUGGCAUGAAUGUGACCUGUCUACAGUUCUGCAUUCAGAGCAGGAAACCCUCUUGUAGUUUCAGGGGACAGUUGAUUUGAAGGGUGCAACUGCCUUGUCGGAUACAACAGAGAAGGCUGUGCUCAAUCCCAUUCAGAGCCCUGUGUACUGGAAAGUUUUGGUGGAGGAGGAUGAGACCGUUGCUUUCUCAGGUAAAUGUCUCAAGCAUAUGUACACUGCUGCCACACCCCAAAAGCACUGGAUAUGUCUGGCAUCCAUAUUUCUCCCAGUUGUGAGACAAACUCCUCUUGUCUCCCCAUUCAUCAAUUUUGUCUCCAACCUGUAGAAGGACCAGUGGUCUUCCCCAGCCUGGUUGGACAAGAAAAAUUAGUAUUUCUCCCAAACUCUGAGCAUAAAGAUACAUUCCCAGGUAAGACUCUCUCAGGUAAGGGUAAUCACAGAGACUCCAUGGCUACAUCCUGGUGGCGAUGAGUACAUAGGCAACAGCCUGAAACCACAUCAGUGUCUUGCCCCAUCUAAUCCAAUACUACCUGCUCUGACUUGCAGGCGCAAUUCAGAGUCUCAAACACAGAGAAGGUCCUUUCCCAUCCCCCUGCUUCUCAAGAUCCUUUAUUAGUUAGAGAGAGCAGAGACUGAGAUGGAGAUAUUGGCUGUGUUUGUACUUCCAGUAAUCUUGUUAGGGGGAUAGUGGUCCCUAUUAUUCCCAUAUCACAGGAGAAGAAUGUAAGAAAGAGAGCCUUCCAUGAUCAAAUCCUGCACCCUAGCCCAGCACCUUAUUUCCCCUACUAUGUCCCUUGGAAAACUACAAGCAGGACCAUGAGAAGAGCAAACCAGCUCAUAUGAUUCCCAGCAACUGAUAUCCAGAUGCAAGAUUGCGGCUGAUAUUGACAUUACCAUCAUGACCAGUUCUGCUAGAUUAGGCCUAAGAACCAUCUAGUCCAGUAUAUUUUUCUGGCAGCAGCCAAGCAGAUGCCCAUGGGAAUCCCAUGAGCAGGACCUGAGCAACUGAUUAUCACUGGCAUAUUUUCUCUGGACAGCAGAUAUUGAGGCCGGGUGUUCAGGGUUUGCUCAAAGCUCAGUUCUCUUUACAAUGCAGAAUUGGCUCUUGUAUAAAAUAGCAAUGAUCCCCCCUGUGUUUUCUCACCUUCACGACAGGAAGGAGCAUGAACAGGAAGGAAACUGAAAACUCUCAGCAAGGAAUCCCUGAGCGACAAGGCCCAUCUGUGAUACGAUCAGGAGAACCCCAGGACACUGUUCCCUUGAGUCCUGGUGUUUCCCUGAGUCCUGGAGUGAUGUGGCCUCAAAUGAGUGACCGAGGGAUGAAGCAGGGAGAGCCGACUCUGCAUGGUAUGAGCCAGGAGUUUGCAGAAGGAAUUGCAGAUCCACCACAAGAGAAAAAACUCCGUCGCGGGUCCAGAACUUGCUCCUCAAACCUCGCUCAGCACAGGCAGAUUCACACGCGGGAAGGACUUUACCAGUGCUUUGAGUGCGAGAAAACCUUCUGUGGGAUACAUGCCCUUGCUGGCCACCAGAGAAUCCACAAGACCAAGAUGGAGCCCAGAGGCAAGAAGCAACUGCUUGCCAGGGCAUCUCUCACCAAAGGUCAGAGAUUACUUUGAGGCUGCAGAUAUGAUCAGACAAAUAGACUUGUGGAAACCUGCUUUGUUGGGGGGUUUUUUGCGGGGGGGGGGGAGUCCAGCAACUGGAGCUGAGGGCAAAACAGUGCUUCCUCAGAACAGCUGCUGGGGACUUAAUUGCAACUUUGAUUUCAGAUUUGACCACCACUGAGGCCAAUCCAGUUGCCCAGUUUUCCUUGUAUUAUAUACAUUCAUUAAGUUACUCUUUAAUUUUAUGAAACAGUACACGGAACAGUAAAAUGUUUCCCAUAUAUUUUUAUUUUUUUUUAAUAAUAUUUAUUGAGAUUUCAAAAGAGAACAAAAAAAAAUACAAAAAUUACACAAAAACAAAAAAUAGAAAAUACAAAAACUUGCACACAAUAAGAAAAAGAUACAAAAGUAAAAAAUAAAAAUAUGAGAAAGUAAGUAAUACAGAAGAAAAAUAAUAAUAAAAAAGAAAAAACAUUAGACCUCCUCCUCCUCCCUUCCUUUGUAUUCUAGUUAUUAAUUAUCCCAGCAAAUCCUUUCCAUCUUUCUAUUAUAUAAUAAACCUUACAAUUUAAAAUUUAGAUCUUAACUAUACCAACUUCUUAUAUUCAUAAUGUUCUUUCAUGAUUCUUUAAUAGUUUUUAAUUAUCCCAACAAAUCCUUUCCAUCUUUCUAUUAUAAAAUAAACCUUAAAAUUUAGAAUUUAAAUCUUGACUUUACCAGCUUCUUAUCUUCAUAAUGUUCUUUCAUAAUUCUUUAUACAUCUUUACUAAAGCCAGGUAAAUUCUUCCAACAUUUUCCUAUCAUUCAUUUUUCUCUCAUUCUAUCAUUCAUCAACUUUAUAACACAUUCUAUUAGUUAAAAAACAAAAACAAAAAAAAACAAAAAAGGAGAAAGAAGCAUAUAAUCAAGUCCAAACUUAAUCCAACGUCCCUUCCUCCUGGUUUCGGGAUUUGUCAGUCCUUAUUCAUCAAUCUAACCCGGUGACCUUAUGUCCGAGGCCCUCAAGUCACUUCCAUGGCCCUUCCGCAGCUUUUCUUCAUAUUUGUGGCUGUAGUCACUUGCUCGUAAUGGCUCCAACUUAAUAGUGUUUUUAACCCUUCUCAUCAGAUCAGAUCCUUUUCCCUGUUCAUCGCUGCAUUCCAUGUUGUAUUUAAGAGCAUACUUCAAGGGCCCUCCGAAUUUGUGGGCCCCCACAUUUCCAAACAUGUCGCAGCCUGUUACUGGAUUUAAAAAGUCCAAAUAUCCCAACAUAGGGGGAUCAAUCCAGCCCCCCAUUUCCAAACCACACUGAACUUUCCCUUCCCAUAUCUGAUUUUUUCCAAGUUCCACUAUCAAGUCCGAAGGAUCAAACUCCUGUUGAGACUGUUCUGUCAAGCCACACUCCUGAUUUAAUGCCACAAACCCCUGUUCUGUCAAAACACACUCCUGGUUUGAAUCCUGGAUAGACUCCACAUAUAUUCCCACAGUUUGAUCAACGCCUUCCGCUGCCAGUCUGAGAUUUCCAGUCGACUUGGCCAUCUGGUUCACCUUAUCAUGUAGUUCUUCCAGUAGAAUAUUUGUUUUAUUGAGCAGGCAAACCACAACUUCUGAAAACAUUGUUGCACUCUCCCACGGUUCUUUGUAACAACUGUCAAGUCCUUGGCAUUUAGUUACAGUUUCUAAGGCUCCCCCUAGGGAGAAGACUUAUAUUUGUUUCUGAUACAUUUCCAUGUUACUUAAAAUCCUUUAUCCAUAUAUAUUCCUUUAAAAUGCGAAAGGGAACAGUAGAGUCACAAAAAUUCUCUUCUUUUAACUAUCUGACACACACAGAUACCUUGAUUUGUUCACGUCAGUCCUGACUUCCCCGCUCCAGGAUCAGGACGAAAAUAACUUCCUUUUACUGCUUCAAAUAGUCCAAAAAAAAUAUUCCCAAUUUAAAAUGUUGGAAUCCACUCUUUUGAAAGCAAUUUUCAAAGCUCUAGUACAAAUUGUCUUUGCUUUGUUAUAUUUACAAAAGAACGGAAGGGUGACUUCCUGUUUAGCCCUUACCGCUCCGUACCAAAUUCAAUCGAUUUUUCUUUCUUUUUUUAUAAUCCAAUUCUGCCCUUUUCACUAAUCUUCAUUUAAUGUCCCAAUUUGUCCAAAUUCUGGGUACUCACGGAUAUUUGUUUUAAAGUCCGAAUUGUCCAGGAAAAAAGGCAGCGCUCUCCGGCAACAGCUACGCGGCUUCACUCCACAAAAGAAGCAGACGACUCGCAGCACAGCGCCUUCACUUCCCCGCUCUGUUCCGGAGCCCGUUGCCGAGCUCCUUUGCAGAUUGGGGGGGCGCUAACAGUGCCCGCCGAGUCCCAGGGUCACAGGCUUCACCCGCCUGUGGUUUGAAGGGUCCCCGCUGCGCCGAAGCGGUUUUAGACCCGAUUUCUGUGGAGCGGUCUCCCUCUGAAUUAGAGGGAUUCCGCCAUUGCCGUUGGCGCCACCUCCGGAAGUCCAAAAUGUUUCCCAUAUUAUGCCCUUUCAGAAGUGGCUCAGUAGGUGGGGCAGAGUUGCUAUGCCAGCUUCCCAGCAGGUGGGUUAUUGCUGCUUACCAGGCAAUAGAUGGAUGAGAAGGUUGGCAUGGUGCAAACACACCAGCAGAGAGAGCCAGACCAGUGCUCCUGCCAGUGCCUUUGCACCACACUGACCUUUCCCCUCUCCCUCCUGGUAAGCAACAGCAAUCCACCUGCCAGGAAGUUAUAAUAAUGGAUUUACCCCACCCAGCGCAACACCUCUAUGUAAGUUUCAUUCUCUGUGUUGAAGAAUUGUGUCUCAUAUUCAGAUGGGUUAAUUCAACUUUCUCUCCAUCCUUGUAGGAAAUGAGGGGCUAAGUAAGUUCAGGGUGGAGACUCCUCAGCAGGAAAGGAACGAGAGAGAGAGUAUAUCUAAUGGAAGGAUAGCAGAAUUUCCUCAGAGUAAGAUGACACUGGCUCAAGAACCAGAAUGGGAACCUGAAGGGCAGCAGGGAAAGAAGACGGUGAAGACACAAAAAAAGCCCAUCAAGCUCUUAGAAGGCCGCAAGUCCCAAAAGGAAACUGUGGCGCACAUGUGGGUGAAAAAAUUGUCGUACUCCUCCCAGCCUGGGAAUGUGUGCCGCAGCACACCAGGAUUUGUAAUCCAGGAAACUCCUCCUACAGAGAGGGCACUCUAUCAAUGUCCCUCGUGUGGCAAAACCUUAAUGAACAAUGUUUGUCUUGAAGAUCAUCAUAGGCUCCAUAUAGGAGAUGCCUUAUGGAUGCCCACAGUGUGGGGGAAAGUUUCACUGGAGAAACUGUGUGUUCAAACAUUUGUGGAUCCAUAG